CGGCUGUGAACACUAUCACGGAAAUAAUAACAACCAUGGCUGUUGAUAUAACGAACAAGUACCCAUUACAUGAGUGCGUUUUUCAUGAUAAUAUUCGACGACUAUCUGCACUUCUACGACAGUAUGAUGCAUCACAGAAAGAUGUUCAUGGUAAUACACCUCUUCAUCUUGCAGUCAUCCUAGGACAUAAAGAAUGUGUACAUCUACUUCUUAACCACCAUGCACCCGUGAAGGUGAAGAACAACCAGGGCUGGACCCCGUUGUCAGAAGCAAUAAGCUAUGGUGACAGACAAAUCAUCAAAUGUCUUUUACGGAAGUUGAAGUCCCAAUCUAGGGAAAUGCUGGAAGGUAAACGACCUGAGUUGAUAGAAGCCCUCGGGGAACUUGCUGAUUUUUACCUUGAACUGAAAUGGGACUUCCAAAGUUGGGUUCCACUUGUGUCAAGAAUUCUACCGUCAGAUGUAUGCAAAAUUUACAAGAAAGGAACUAGUAUACGAGUUGAUACCACUUUAAUUGACUUCAGUGAUAUGAGGUGGCAGAGGGGGGACAUUAGUUUUAUAUUUAACGGAAGCGCUAAGUCACGCAACGCUCUUAUUGUACUAGACAACGAUCAACAAGUCUUCCAACGAGUGAGUUAUGAUCAGGAAUCAGAAAGUGAACUUGAAGAAGAAGUAGAUAUACUAAUGAGCAGCGACAUUUUAACUGCGACUAUGUCAACUAAACCCAUUGUGUUUUGCCGUGCACAAACGGGUUGGAUAUUCCGAGAAGAUAAACGAGAAUCAGUAGGCAUCUUUCCUGCCGAUUUUUAUCUGGUACAGGGGAUAAUUAUUGAAUCACGUAAGAGGAGAGAACACCUGUCUGAUGAAGAUAUUCAACGUAACAAAGCUGCAGUAGAGAGUUUAAGCAAAGGAGAAGUUUUGGAUGGAACUAAUGAGACUCUGUACAGAUCUAGCCUGACCCCACCAUCCUCAUGUGAUAUAUCUUGGCAGCAGUAUAUUAUGUCCGAAACAGACCCCCGCUUUGGCAGACCACAGAUUUGCAAAGAGAGUAGAAAAUGUUUUAAAGCCACAUUAGCUAUGAGUGAAGACUUUCCUAUCCAGGUGGGAGAUCUACUGAAUGUUCUAGAAGUUAUUACUCCAAUGAAACAUUUUUCUAAGCUCAGGGAGUUCGUUGAAAUGAAGCUACCACCAGGAUUUCCAGUUAAAAUCGAUAUUCCAGUCUUACCAACAAUAAGCGCUCGUGUUACAUUUCAAGACUGCCAAUUUCGUGAAAACAUACCUCCCCACCUCUUCAGAAUCCCAUCGGAUUACAAAGAGGAUCCAUACAGGUUUCCGGAUCUUUAGCACAGAGGUACUAUGGAACGACAUUCUAGGUCAUAUUAUACGAUAGGCUUCCGAGAUUGAAUAUAUACUGUGUUCCAGUGAGCCCUUGAAAAUUGUGCCAGUACUGAUCACCACUUACAUAGCUCUCUCCACAGUGUGAUUUCAAUUACCCAUUUAUGGGCAUGAUGAUGUCAUAUCACAUCCAUAUAUGGUAUGAUGAUGUUGUAUCACAUCCAUAUAUGGGCAUGAUGAUGUCAUAUCACAUCUAUAUAUGGGCAUGGUGAUGUCAUAUCACAUCCAUAUAUGGGCAUGGUGUUGCAUAUAACAUCCAUAUAUGAGCAUGGUGAUGUCAUAUCACAUCCAUAUAUGGACAUGGUAAUGUCAUGUCACAUCCAUGUAUGGGCAUGGUGAUGUCAUAUCACAUCCAUAUAUGGGCUUAGUGAUGUCAUGUCACAUCCAUAUAUGGGCAUAGUGAUGUCAAGUCACAUCCAUAUAUAGGCAUGGUGAUGUCAUAUCACAUCUAUAUAUGGAAAUGGUAAUGUCAUGUCACAUCCAUGUAUAGGCAUGGUGAUGUCAUGUCACAUUUAUGUAUAGGCAUGGUGAUGUCAUAUCACAUCCAUAUAUGAGCAUGGUUAUGUCAUAUAUGGACAAACCACAUAUAUUUGUCACAACACUUUUGAUUGUGUAGACAGAGCAUUAAGAUCCAACUCAAUGGUAUCAGCAUUAUUUUUAAACCAAUUGGAAAAAUAAAUUAUCCCAUUUGUGUUAAUAUUUCUUUAAAGUUAACAUUAUUAUGAUUUACUGAACUUGUAAUAUGAUUGUAAAGUUUGAGAUUCUACAGGGCAAAUUGUGACAUGUGUUUAGCAUGUGUAGUUAUACAGUAUGUCUACUUGGACGUUCUUCUACACUUUUCACGAUGCUCACCCCUGUGCACUCGUCAUGGUCAUGUAAUGGGCACACUGGAUUGCAGCAUUAUUUCUUGUAUAUUUUAAUUAGAAGUGGUUCAAUUUUUAUUUGUUUUACUAUUUUUUUUUGUUUCUCUAUUAUGGUCCCAUUAUUGGUGCUCAUUUAAAAAAAUAAGUCCCUUGUUAAUUGUUAGUUAUGUGUGAAUGUUUUAAUUAAUUAACGUAAUUAUUAAAGUGCAGUUUAAUUAAUCUUUCUUGGAAAAAAAAUCCUUAUGAAAUGUUUUACUCAUUUUUUUAAAGAUACUGUAAGUGUGUAAGAGUAGUACUAACAAUCCAGGGCAUUGAAUAAUGCAGUACAUGUAGUGGUGUACCCUGGUAAUGGGUCAUGGAGUUUGGAUAAAAGCCUUCCCCAUGGGGCAAAAGUCUUCCUUAUUUGCAAAAAGCAACCACAAGUUGGAAAACCGAUAUGAUUGAAGUCUUGCUAAUUCUUAAUUUGUUCCCUUCACACAUCUAAUACCCAAUGAAAGGAUGAAACAAUGCUGCGUGAGCCAAAAGGAUUGUGGAAUUGGAAGUACAGCAUGUUACAGCCGAGGUACAGCUCCACUCCCAAAAGUAUGACACCAAAAAGUAAUAUAGGAUCACUAAAUUUAAUGUUUUCCAAAUCUUUUUUAACUACAUGCAAUAGGUUGUCAGGUACUGCAUAACCAAAUAGUAUUUUAAAUCAUAGUUGUAGCUAAACAAUUGUAUUAAAUGUACAGACUUUAACAAUAUGUGACCUUUCACCAAAAAAUGAGAACACAACUGUGGUAUGUAUUAUCACUAUUAGUACUGUAUAUGAUACAACAUUUAUAUUACAAUUUGACCUGUGUAGAUACACAUAAUUGGAGAUGGUCAUGAAUACAGAAUUUAGAAAAGUAUGACUUCAAACAUGAGCUUGUAUACUUUUUUUAAAUACUAAUGGUGUAUUGCAUUACAUAUCUUCAAAAUCUUUUUCUAUAAGUAUACAGAAUUUGGAAAAACUUAGGCUUCAAAGAUAGCCUUUUAUUUUAUAACACUUCUGUGUAUAUAGUAUUUAUUAAAUUUAAAUUCAUGUUUUGUUCUUGAUAACAAAAAAAAAAUGUGUAGUCAUGAAGACACUCUAGCUUUUUUACUAUUAGAAAAUGAUGAGAACACAUUUUCACUAAAAUAAAAAAAAAUCUCAAUUUAACAGGAGGUUUAACAAUUUAUUUUCUUGUGAAAGGUCAGGUAUAAGCCAUUUCGAAGUUUCAUCCGUUCAUGUCAAGGUCAAGUCUGUGUCAAAGGUUAAGUCUGUUGAAGAUCAAGUCACAUAAACAAACGAAUCACAUGACAUAGGGCCUAUGUUGGUCAGCACUGAAUUUUAAAGUUUUAUUAAAAAUUGAUAGUUAUAAAGAUAUUUGAUUAUUUUACUGUAAAAAUCAACAAUUGUUUAAAACGUAUGAACGUUUUUGUUACUGUAUUUGACCUUAGACAAAGUCAUGCUCAGUUGAGACUACGAAAGAACUUAGUAGUCAUACUUCUGUAUUUUAAGAUGGGUAUAUUUAUCACUUAUAAUUAUAGUUAAGAUCCAUAAUUUGACCUGGAAUGUCCUCCUACCUAAAGAAACUUCAGGUGUUACAUUUGAGUAGUGGUGUAUCUAUUGCGGGGAUAAGAUAACAUCCCACCUUACCCCCCCCCACCCCACAAAUAAAACAACUGGAAAUUUUCUGAGCCAAAAAUUUGGUUGAAAUUCACCUCAUAUCACCUAGUACACCUCAAUUAUUCAAUCCCCCUCUGCUUAACAUUCAAACCCACCAUCAGCCAUUCCCCACCGCACAUGUCAAUAUUCCUAGAUACACCACUGCAUAUGAGAAUGUGUUGCUGCAUAAUAAAACAAUUUUGUAUUAUUCUCCAAUUACAUCUGAGCUUCCAUGGUAGGUUACCUCUGUGCUUUUUACAAAAAAUAAGCUCCUUGUACAAAGAUAUUUUAAUGCAAGUCAGUUUUUUAAAUUAUGUAAUAUUAUGUAAUAAUACUGAAGGUGUGUCCUUUUUAAUAAAUUUU
Anneissia japonica is the source of this 4286-nucleotide messenger RNA. Its product is annotated as ankyrin repeat domain-containing protein 13C-like. The record is from RefSeq and is a predicted model, not a curated record. Lineage: Eukaryota; Metazoa; Echinodermata; Crinoidea; Comatulida; Comatulidae. The coding region runs from base 36 to 1343 and encodes 435 amino acids. Gene Ontology annotation, cellular component: cytoplasm. The transcript is spliced from 10 exons. Gene Ontology annotation, molecular function: protein binding.